This is a messenger RNA of Scomber scombrus (Atlantic mackerel), 5693 nucleotides long. Its product is annotated as SH3 domain and tetratricopeptide repeat-containing protein 1. The record is from RefSeq and is a predicted model, not a curated record. Gene Ontology annotation, molecular function: protein binding. Bases 46 to 3999 code for a protein of 1317 amino acids. The transcript is spliced from 19 exons. NCBI's taxonomy places the organism in Eukaryota, Metazoa, Chordata, Actinopteri, Scombriformes, Scombridae.
AGAGACAUGUGAUGUGAGCUGCUGACUGUUCAGCCUGUGCGGGAAAUGUCAGCCAGGACGAACCGAGGCUCCACUGCCGGCCAGCAGCAGCGGCAGCGGGACAUGGCGGACCGAAGCAGCCGGCACAGCAGAACAGUGCGUGGUUUCUCCAGAGAUGCUUCCAGUCUGAAGAGAACUCUGUCAGCACCAGAGGAGAACUUCCCAACAGCUCUGCCCAUGCUGCUUGAUGUGGUCAGGGGUCCACAGCGUCUUCCUGCAGAUGAGGAGUCACAGGAAAUGUUGAGAGGGAAGCUGCACAUUCUGCAGGCUGACAGCAGCGAGGUCAAAACUCUAUUCAUGGAGUUGUCUGCUCAUCUUGUCUCCAUCAACAGUGAAGACAAAGUGAUAUAUGUGACUUUUAAAACAUUUGAGGAAAUAUGGAAGUUCACCACGUAUUAUACAGCAGGAUUCUUGGGUCCAUGCGUAGAGAAUCUGUUGUUAGACCAAAAGUUCUGGCUCACUUCUUUGGAAGAAGACAUUGCUAUUGAGGUUUCCAUUCAGGAGGACACACUGAACCUUCUCUACAAAGGCAUCCUCAUGCAAGAUGGUUCAUUGUUUGCUAGUUGUAUUGCCAACCAGAUGUUUGACAGCUCCACCUCUGGCGGAGACCUGUACCUGGAGCAGGGAGACAUAGCUCAGUUUGAGCCUCCCUUCCUGGGCUCAGGCUGGACCGUCUUGUGCCUGGCUGAUGGAAACCGGGGCACUGCACCCAACCCUGUACUGGAACCAGUUAUCCCUUUUCAUCAAUGGUUUCUUAAAUCUUGUGCAGAGAGCAUUUUAGUUGGUGAUGGGAAACCUGCUUGUGACUUCCCUCUGCAGUGUGCCAGAGGAACUUGUGUGGCCACUGUAGAGUAUGAUGCCGAGGGUCCAGAUGAGCUGAGUGUGGCACCCAGUGAUCGUAUCAUCAUCGUGGGACUUCUGGUGUCUUGUUUUGAUUGGUUCAUAGGUAGGAAGGAGGUAACAGGAGAAGUGGGUCUGGUCAAGACAAACAUGGUGAAACCCUCCAGUAACACCUACAGUUCAGCAGAUAUUUGUUUGGAUAAAGAGGAAGGGUUCUUCUGUCUGCAAGAGAGCAAAGUCAUAGAGGAAACAACUGCCUUAUUGAAGAACAAAUCACAAAAUGAUACUGGUCAUAACUACAAACUAGAUAUCAUCAGUUGCAAAAACUCUGAAACAAAAGUGCCAAACAGCUCUUCAAGCAAAGUUGAUACUCACUUGAAAACUAAUAUCCAGAGGAUUCUUGACCAAGGAAAAGAAUCAUCCCCAGAUUCUGUUGCGACUAUGAAUGGGAUUGAAGAAGAAUCAGCUGUGCCUACUGAGGCCAAAAAACCCAACCCUCCCUGCUUCACUGUUCACCCAGUUGCAGAAGGGAACAACAACACAGAGAACUUCAUUCCCCUCUUCUCUUUUUUGGAAGGACAAGAUUACAAACUGGAGUUUGGCACCCUGUACGGACAGAGUCCUGAACUCCUCAACUCCUCCACCUUCAGUGGUCACUCUGAUGAGGAUGAGCUGAUUGCCUUUCUUGGUGUUGCGAGGGAAACUGCCAGAAAGAAGCGACUCUUUUGGUUGCAGACUCGUUUGUGCUUCCUGUUGGGUAAGCUCUGUGCUGGGAGGUCAAAGUUUAGCCAGGCUCGGGUUUACUUUGAAGAAGCCCUCAGUGUUCCACGUGAAAGCUUCACGGACCUCAGGCUGUUGGCUAGCAUCUAUUCCAACCUGGCUGUCAUAUAUCUUUUGCAGAAAAAUACAGAAAGUUUCUUUGCUCUAGCGGAGCGGCUUGUUGCCUUGUUAAUGGGGAUCCCAGGCUGUCUGGAAAGCAUAGAGGAUAAUCCUGUUCUCAAGUACAUGCUCAAGAAAGCUGUUCUAAGUCACAACAGAAUGGCUGAAGCCCGGGCUUGUUAUCUACUGGCGAAGUACCACUGGACUCGAACUGAGGGUGCCCAGGUUGUUCCUUAUCUUGAGAGACUAGUUGUUGUUUGUGCUGAAGCGCACAAAACAUGGACCAUCUCCACGAGCCAAGGAUACUUGACCCUGGGAAGGCUCUACAGCGAACUUUGCCUUCCCCACCUCAGUGUCAGUUCAGCAAGGAGAGCUUCUCAGCAGUCCUCUGCUGCACUGACUGACUGCCUCAGCAGCAUGGUAAUAGUUCUGGACAAUGUCAAUAGACUGUAUGGGAUCACAGAACAGGAAGCCUUCUUCCCGGCUCAUGUGGCUCCAUAUUUACACCAAGCCAUCUCUUUUCCCAUGGUCCAAGGAGGAGGAAGUGACCAAUACCAUGUGUUGAGCUAUCAGCUUACUGUUUGUCUCUGUCAGCUGUUUAACAAGCAGAGAAUGAUUGGACACGCUAUCCGACACCUGCACGCUCUUAUCAACAACAGUCCAUCCUCACAACGACUCCCCACUUCUGUCCCAGAGAGAAACAGUGCCCUCAUCUGGCUGGCAUGGCUUCACAUUGACAACAACCAGCCAGUUGUUGCCCUGGAUAUCUUGGAUGCGGUCCUAGCUUCCAUGCCAGAACACUGCACCACACCUCAGGAAGGUGUGGUCCUCAACAUGCGUGGCGUUGCCCUUCGAUGCAUGGGUGACCUCCGGAGGGCAGCAGAGAGCUACGAAGCUGCUGUUGACAUCUGCCAAGAGUAUGAGGACAUGCCAAACUGGGCUGUAGCUCAAGCUAAUCUCGGGCUGCUGUGUCUGAAAGCUGGAGCUAAAGGACUAGCACAGAGGCACCUGACUGAGGCUGUGCAGAUCUUCUCUGAGCUGGAUGAAGAAGGUCAUGAGGUGAACUUCAUCACAGUGCUUCUGGAGUUGGGGCAGCACUAUGUGAAGCAGCAGCAGCUGGACUAUGGGAAAGGAUGCUAUGAGUGGGCUCUUCUGUUGGCUAUCAAUGCCAAUGUUUUAGACUGCCAGCUCACUGCAACCAAACAUCUGUGCCAUCUGUACGGGUGUGAGAGUCCAGACCAGGCCCAGUGUAUCAUCUACAGCCAGCACCAGAUCCAGCUGCUCAGUUGCACAGGAGACAGAGGACAGGAGGGGGAUGCACUGGAAGCUGUUAGCCAGCUCUAUCUCAGUCUGGGCACAGACAGGGCACACAGGGCAGCUCUCGACUACACCAAGAGCAGUCUGGGUAUUUUCAUUGACCUGGGCUUCAGGGAGAAGGAGGCAUACGGCUGGCUGCAUGCUGGGAAGAUCUACCACCUCCUGGGCCAGACUGAGUUGGUGGAUCUUUAUGUACAGGUAGCUCAGGAUGUCGCCCUGAGCACAGGAGACACCAAGUUCAUCCUGAAGCUUCUGGAAGCCGCAGGAGACAUUUUCUUCAACAGCUGCCAGGAUCGUGACAAGGCUAUCACCUUCUACAGGGACCGUGCUCUGCCCAUCGCAGUGAAGAGCAGCAGUGUUAAAACCAAGCUGAGGUUGUGUAAUAAGUUGACUGAACUGAUGCUCAAUCUGAAACUCUAUGGGGAAGCUGUGGAAUUUGCUCAGACCGCACUGGACAUCAGCAUCAGUCUAGGUGAGAGACUGAAUGAGCGAGUGGCCUACCACCGCCUGGCCUCUCUGUACCACUGUCUGGAACAGUAUGAAAUGGCUGAACACCAUUACCUGAAGACUCUGACACUCUGUCCAACACCUCUGCAGUUUGACGAGGAAACACUGUACUAUGUCAGGGUGUAUCUGACACUGGGGGACAUCAUUUUCUAUGAUCUGAAGGACCCAUUUGAUGCUGCAGGAUAUUACCACCUGGCACUAGCUGCAGCCAUUGAUCUGGGCAACAAGAAGUCUCAGCUGCAGCUGUGCACGCGCCUUGCCACCAUCUACCACAACUUCCUUAAAGACAGAGAGCUCUCUCUCUUCUUUUACCAGAAGGCGAGAGCAUUCGCUGCAGAGCUGAACGUGAAGAGGAUUAAUAUCUCACCAGAUCAGCUGUAUGGCAGCAGCCCACAAUGCAAGACCACAGGACAAUAAGGAAGACAGAAGCACAUAGAGAGGAACAUACCAAGCCACUGGAAAAUGUAAACCUUUUUCUAGAUGCAUAAAGAACACAAACUUCAGCAGAUGAAGGUGAUGACAAGUGUUCUUUGUUGGUACAGAAAAAUCAUGUCAUGAGAACAAUAUUAAUAUUCCAUCAGAGAUUCAACUGAUCACAAAGAAAAUCUUUACUUUGAAGCAAAAAUGACACUGGGUUGUAAAAUGAUAUGUGUGCACAUUAAGAAGUCAAACCUUUAGAUAAUAAGGGUCUGUUGUCACCUUUCAAAAUAGGAUCCUAAAAGGGAAGGAGUAGAGUCAUACAUCAUUUUUGUCACUUUAUUUUUAAUUUAUUUUUUUUAAAUAACAGAGCAUGUCAGGGAAGCAACAUUAAUCAAAUUAAGCAAACACAUUUCAUACACUGCUAUCAUAGCAUGUGCACAUUUGCACAAAAUAGACAAAAUUACAACACAAUUAAACAUCCCAAAUAAAGAGCCUUAAAGAAGACAGAAACACAAGGGAAAUGCUAGAAUACAUUUACAAUAGUAAACUCAAUCUAGUUCUAUCUAAUCUAUUCCCAUUCUAAAUUACUGCUGGCCACUCAGUUAAAAAUUAUAAUAAAAUGUAAUGUGUCUAGUAUGUAUUUGAAUGCCUUUUCAAAUACAUACUUAUGACCAAAGCAAGACAUAAGGAAGACAAGGCAACAGGCCCUGUUUCGUAUCUCUAACUACUAAAACUAUUCUGAGAUGAUACAACAGUCAGUGCAUAAAACAGUUUGGAUUUAGAUUCAAAGAAAAUAUUAAAUACAUGCCAAUGGAAGGCUGUUAUAUAUCUUAAUUAUAGCUGGUACAGAUUUUUAAUGGUUGUUCAUAAACAUGCAUUAUCUGCUUAUAAUGAAAUUGUAGGUAUAUGGUACACCAUCAGCCUAUCUCAAAUUAAGGGCAAUUUUUGAAAGUACAUUACCAGUGCUGCAUCUCGUGGAGAUUCAUAAUUUGACUCAAUCAAUAAAAAUAUUGCCAAAAGAAAGCUCAUUUAGUGUUUUAAAUAAAUAUUCCCACUGUAUUCAGUCAAAUACUAUAUGAUUUCUGGUUGUGUCCUUCUCAUUGGCAAUAAAAAAUGAUAAAUAAAUGCAAGUAGCUUCAUAAUAGUUACACAUUGAACCUUUAAACUGGGAUAUGAUUUAGGACUGUUAGAGAUGGAGUUCAUGUUUUUAUUGAAAGCUACAGUAGGAGGAGUUCUCUGAAGCCAGCCUUUGAAGACAGACUAUCAAUUUCAGUUUCUAGCACUCUUAGAAAACCAACUAGGGCCACAUUUAGCUUCAGAAUCUAUGCAUAAUAUAUACACUAUAUGUGGUGUAUAAUUAUGUGUGAAAUCUGAGAUGCGUCCUAUAAACCACUCUCUCGGGUUUGUCAUCUGUUUUUCAGUAACCUGUUUUAAAAUGACUGAGUGACCGUGACAGUUGUGUGAAUUAAUAACACUUGACUUUGAGUCAUUUUUAAGAUAAACAGUAUAAACCCUUUAUUCAUAUGUCUAAAUGUGACCUAUAGUAUGUUUAUGUUAGAAGGAAUUAUACCCACUUACCAAGAAACCAUCACUUAUUGAAUUUAUCCAUGUGUCCAUAUUUUCUGUGAUUGAAGUUGUGAAUACAGCUGUAUUCAGUGGUCGUGGUGAGGGCAUAAAUUGUACAAAUUAAC